GCGCUAAUUUAUUGACAUCAACAAUCGCACGAAACGGGACACACAGACAAAAAGGAGCUCUUGCUUGCCAGCUUAACGCCACCGCCCACCUCUGUUUCUCUUUCUCUUCUUCUUCUUCUUCUUCUUCCAUGGAAAAGAUUUAAUUUGACUUAACUUAAUUUACUUCCCUCUCUCUUUCUUCUCAUCUUCCCCUAUUUUCAACUCUACCUAAUAACUCAAGCUAUGAGUUUAGCUUCUGUUAUCCAUACUAUAAAUACAAUUCAACCUCCUCUCUCUCUUACUCUUAGGGUUUCACCUCCCAAAUGUUCCCCCAGAUUUCACUUCUCUCCUCCUCAUUUCACUCCUCUUCUUUCCCUACCUCACAGACUCCCUUAUCCAAUUGCUUGUUCUGGAGGCGCUCAACAGGACCCUGAUUUAUCUACCUCAGAAGCUCCCCAUUCUGUGGAUAAACCAGAGGCACAUGGGAAUUAUACUACCUCCGUUAAAACUGUUGCUUUUUGUGUCUGCGCUGCUGUGGCAUUUGGCAUUGGUAUUGGUUUCAAAGAUGGAGUGGGUAAAGCUUCCGAGUUUUUUGCGGGGUAUAUAUUGGAGCAAAGUUUGUCAGUGGACAAUCUGUUCGUCUUUGUGCUGAUUUUCAAAUAUUUCAAAGUGCCACUCAUGUAUCAGAAUCGGGUACUUUCAUAUGGAAUUGCUGGUGCAAUCAUCUUUCGUUUGUCAUUAAUACUACUUGGAUCAGCUACUCUCCAGAGGUUUGAGGCUGUCAACUUAUUCCUCGCUGCAAUACUCCUGUACUCAUCUGUCAAGCUAUUUGCCAGUGAAGAUGAUGAAACUUCUUUAAAGACUUAUGCAAUUAUUUAAUCAUCCCAUCUUUUUUUUGAUAUUGCAGCUAAAUAUGACGGGAAUCGCUUCUUUACAAAUGAGGAUGGCGCAUGGAAAGCCACACCUUUACUUCUCACAGUAGCAGUUAUUGAGCUCAGUGAUAUAGCAUUUGCUGUCGACUCAAUUCCUGCUGUCUUUGGUGUUACAAGGGAUCCUUUAAUAGUUUUUACUUCUAAUCUCUUUGCCAUCUUAGGUCUAAGGUCGCUUUACACUCUUAUCUCUGAAGGCAUGGCAGACUUGGAGUAUUUACAGCCUUCGAUUGCUGUUGUUCUAGGCUUCAUCGGGUGUAAAAUGAUCUUGGAUUUCUUUGGGAUUCAUGUGUCAACCGAGGCAUCUCUCGGUGUUGUGGCAACAAGUCUUAGUGCAGGUGUGGUAUUGAGUUUAUUGAAGAAGUCUGACUAGUAAUAGACGCAGUUGAAGUACACAGAAACUGUGUGGUUCAUAACACAGCACAAGCAGCCAAAAUGCGCCCCUUCUUUACCCCUAUUCACUGUUCAAAUAUCACAGAAGAAAUAAUGGAUUUUAUUCUUUUUUAAAUAAAAAGAAUUUCUUAUGGUGUUUCAGUGGGAACUCAUAAUUGAUUUCUUACAUGUAAAAGAAAAUAUUUUUCUUUUUGAGACAAAACAAUAUAAGAGUGAGAUACUAGUAGACGACCUAUGUGUUCUGUUUGAAACGUCUACUUGUAAUGUAUUUAGUUGAAAUAACAUCAGAGAUUCUUUUCUUGCA
Ricinus communis (castor bean) is the source of this 1605-nucleotide messenger RNA. Its product is annotated as thylakoid membrane protein TERC, chloroplastic. NCBI's taxonomy places the organism in Eukaryota, Viridiplantae, Streptophyta, Magnoliopsida, Malpighiales, Euphorbiaceae. The record is from RefSeq and is a predicted model, not a curated record. Gene Ontology annotation, cellular component: membrane. The transcript has 13 exons.